This is a messenger RNA of Chinchilla lanigera (long-tailed chinchilla), 4747 nucleotides long. RefSeq names its product putative homeodomain transcription factor 2 (gene Phtf2). The transcript has 19 exons. NCBI's taxonomy places the organism in Eukaryota, Metazoa, Chordata, Mammalia, Rodentia, Chinchillidae. The coding region runs from base 213 to 2468 and encodes 751 amino acids. The record is from RefSeq and is a predicted model, not a curated record. Gene Ontology annotation, cellular component: endoplasmic reticulum.
CAUUAUAAUAUUGGAAGGAAAAGUCUUGAGAAUUUGGAGACUGUGCCCUUUAGCCCAAAGAGCUGUAAAACACCUUAACAAUUGAAAAUCCUAACCUGAGCCAGGUUUGGUGGUGCACACCUUUGAUCCCAGCGCUCAGGAGGAGGCUGAGACAGGAAGAUUGCCAGAAGUUUUGAGCCUAAAGUGACAAAUGUGUAAAUUCAGUGGAAUAAAUGGCGUCCAAAGUCACAGAUGCUAUAGUCUGGUAUCAAAAGAAGAUUGGUGCUUAUGAUCAGCAAAUAUGGGAAAAAUCUGUUGAACAGAGAGAAAUCAAGUUUAUUAAGCUGGGCUUAAGGAAUAAACCAAAGAAAACAGCACACGUGAAGCCAGAUCUCAUAGACGUUGAUCUGGUAAGAGGGUCUGCAUUCGCUAAGGCAAAGCCUGAAAGCCCAUGGACUUCUCUGACUAGAAAAGGGAUUGUUCGAGUUGUAUUUUUCCCCUUUUUUUUCCGGUGGUGGUUACAAGUCACAUCGAGAGUCAUCUUUUUCUGGCUCCUAGUUCUUUAUCUUCUUCAAGUGGCCGCAGUAGUGUUGUUCUGCUCCACUUCCAGCACACACAGCAUACCUCUGACCGAAGUGGUUGGGCCCAUAUGGCUGAUGCUGCUCUUGGGAACGGUGCACUGUCAGAUUGUUUCCACAAGAACACCCAAGCCGCCUCUGAGCACGAGCGGUAAAAGAAGAAGGAAACUGAGGAAAGCAGCUCACUUGGAAGUGCACAGGGAAGGAGAUGGUUCUAGUACCACAGACAACACACAGGAGGGGGCCGUCCAGAGCCACAGCCCAAGCAGCUCUUCCGGUGUCGGUGCUGUCUUCAGGGGUCUCUGGCGUGCUGCGUUCUUCUUAUCACGAUCAACAAAAACAAAGAAUUCAAUAGAUAAAUCAACAGAGACUGACAAUGGCUACGUGUCCCUUGACGGGAAGAAGACUGUUAAAAGCAGUGAAGACGGAAUACAAAAUCAUGAACCUCAGUGUCAGACUAUUGGGCCAGAAGAGACGUCCUGGAUCCCAGCAGCCCCGAGGACUGUUCUCAGCAAAGACACCCAAAGGACAAUAACAAAUGUCUCUGAUGAAGUAUCCAGCGAAGAAGGUCCUGAAACAGGAUAUUCACUUCGACGUCACGUGGACAGGCCUUCUGAAAGCAUCCUUCGGAAUAGAAAGUCACACCAUUACAAGAAGCAUUAUCCUAACGAGGAUGCCCCUAAAUCGGGUACUAGUUGCAGCUCUCGCUGUUCAAGUUCCAGACAGGAUUCUGAGAGCACAAGGCCAGAAUCUGAAACAGAAGAUGUAUUAUGGGAAGACUUGUUACAUUGUGCAGAAUGCCGUUCAUCUUGUACCAGUGAGACAGAUGUGGAAAAUCCUCAGAUUAACCCAUGUGUGAAAAAAGAAUAUAGAGACGACCCUUUCCAUCAGAGUCACUUGCCCUGGCUCCACAGCUCUCACCCCGGAUUGGAAAAGAUAAGCGCGAUUGUGUGGGAAGGCAACGACUGCAAAAAAGCGGACAUGUCUGUGCUUGAGAUCAGCGGGAUGAUAAUGAACAGAGUGAACAGCCAUAUACCAGGAAUAGGAUACCAGAUUUUUGGAAAUGCAAUCUCUCUAAUCCUGGGCUUAACACCAUUUGUUUUCCGGCUCUCUCAAGCCACAGACUUGGAACAACUUACAGCACAUUCUGCUUCCGAACUUUAUGUGAUUGCGUUUGGUUCUAAUGAAGACGUCAUGGUUCUCUCUAUGGUUAUAAUAAGUUUUGUGGUUCGUGUGUCUCUUGUAUGGAUUUUCUUUUUUUUGCUCUGUGUAGCAGAAAGAACUUACAAACAGCGAUUGCUUUUUGCAAAACUCUUUGGACAUUUAACAUCUGCAAGGAGGGCUCGAAAAUCUGAGGUUCCUCAUUUCCGGUUGAAGAAAGUACAGAAUAUAAAAAUGUGGCUAUCUCUCCGUUCCUAUCUUAAGCGUCGUGGUCCACAGAGAUCCGUUGAUGUCAUAGUUUCAUCUGCCUUCCUGUUGACUAUCUCAGUUGUAUUUAUCUGUUGUGCUCAGCUGCUUCACGUGCAUGAGAUCUUCCUCGAUUGCCACUACAACUGGGAACUGGUGAUCUGGUGCAUCUCCUUAACACUCUUUCUCUUACGAUUCGUUACCCUGGGGUCAGAAACAAGUAAGAAGUACAGCAAUACCUCAAUAUUACUUACUGAGCAGAUAAACCUCUACUUGAAAAUGGAGAAGAAACCUAACAAAAAGGAGGAGCUGACACUAGUGAAUAAUGUUUUAAAACUGGCUACUAAACUACUAAAGGAAUUGGACAGCCCGUUUAGGUUAUAUGGGCUUACAAUGAAUCCGCUGCUUUACAACAUCACCCAGGUUGUCAUCCUGUCAGCUGUUUCUGGUGUUAUCAGUGACUUGCUUGGAUUUAAUUUAAAGCUGUGGAAGAUUAAAUCAUAAUGAUUCAGAGAAAAGAAGAUGUAGCCUCUUUUCCAGAAUCUGAGUACUGACUAGGCUGCCUUCGGAAAGCAGUCGCUGACUCUGCGCUUCAGGAGUCUCCGCUGGGAAUUGAAGUGUUUACAUCAGACUCUCUUGUGCAAUUCUUAUAUUUAUUUUAUUUGUUCACUGUUUUUUUACAUUUAUUUUAGUCUUUAUAUUUUAUUUUUAAGCAUUGAUGUUCUUAGUUGUUGAAAGGGUGGUGAAACUGAUAUCCGGAUACUUGAGACCCUGGUUAAUUGCUCCUAAAUAAGAACCCGUGAAAACAAGCCAUUGGGAAGCACCAUUUCUCCACCAGUGCCGUGACCUUGCCUUACUUGAGGAGAGCUUCUGUAACUUUGGAACGGUGAUUGCACUCAGCUAAAUGCAGACUCCAUUUUCCUUGGUAAAUCAAGAUCCAGUCAGGGUUUCUCUUGAAAUAUUUCAGAGCAAUGCCAGGAUCUAAACUGACUAAGCUGCAGUUGAAACCCCCUUCAGUAUUAAUGUAUAUGGUAUUAUAUAACAGGUGAACAAGUGCUCUUUGAUGAUAAAACACUUAAUGGAGCAAUAAUUGUAAAUGGUUACCAUACUGUAAGAUAUUUUGAUAAAAAUUAAUUAGUAAUAAUUGUAUUUAUUUGAAACACUGGGCUGUUUGCACAGCUCCAACUGUGCAUGCUCAAAAUGUGCACUUUUAAAAAUUGUUACUUUUACUGUGUAUCUUUCUAUAGGGUGUGUUACAGUGUACUGGGGCAUGAUAUGGUAUCCUUUUGAGUGAGGUCUGUACUCAGCUCACAAGUGAAGUGCCUAUUGAUCUUACUGAAGUACAUUAUGUUUACUCAAGUAAAACAGUUUCCUCUCAUGGUACACUAUGGUAUAUGCUGUUCAUACCACAUUUAAAUGAACAACUUAAGAAUAAGCUUAAGAACCAAUAAAAUAUUCCUCUGACUGCUAGUUAUAAAUUUAUACCCAAAUUUUCAGAAAAGACAGCCUCAGCUUGCAAAUUCUGAACUUAAUCCGGUGCAUCCCCCUCCAUCAAACAAGGGCUAUUUUAGAUGCAGUUCACUGCUCUCCCUUUAAUAGUUUGCCAAGUGUCCAAUGAGAAUUUAUCAUGGUGGCAUGUUAGGUAUGUAGGGCAAAUAUGGUAGUGUCUUACAUUGGGCCUUGAUUUAAGUUGUUACAUUUGUACAAUCAAGAGUGUUUUAGGAAUUACAUGAAACAUGAUUUUGUGUUGUUUUUCAGCAGAGCAUCUGGUUUCUAAAAGAAUUUAUUUGAAACAAUCGAGAAUUUUCCUGGUGCAACGUGUAUCAUAUUGAAUAUACUCAUGUUUUUACCAUGUUUUAUGGAAUUUAAAAUAAUUCAUUGUAAAUAAUGUGUUUGGUUGGUGCAGCUCUAAUUCCCGCAUCUCAAUCUUCAGCUCAGGAGUGCGUGGAGAACAGGGCCAGGCCCUCCCCCUGCUCUUACCACCCCUGCCGGCCAGCCUUGAGUCAGCCUCACUGAUUUUCAGUGCAUUUCCUUCCUGCCAAGGCAACAGGAAGCGUCUUGUUUAUCGGCCUCUGUUCUGAUGUGUUUAAUAACGACCAAAGUGCAUUCUGAGGGUUUUCAAGGAACGUAUUCCUCGAGCUUUAAGAACAUUCUUAGUUUCUCAUGUGAAAAAUUAGGCUUUGUCUAAUACGUUUUUUCUUCCUCUAUUGUCUAAUGUUGAGGUUGUUUGUAGGAAUUAUAUUUUAUAAACUUUUUCAAAAAUAAGGUACAUACCUAUACAGAACUUAACAUUUUGCACAGAGUAUAUCAAAUAUAUUUUGAGAAAAAAAAGUACGGCAUGAGUUCUGUUAGGAAUAAAAUAUGAAACUAUUGUAUCUCAUAAAAAGUUAUUUCAGAAUGGAAAUAUUUUUGAGAAAAGUAGCUAAGUAUGCUGAUUUAGGGAAAUGCUUGUUUAGGUCAAAGUUCAGUUUAACUUAGAGCUGGGAAUUAAGAGUUAUUAAUAGUAUGUUGAAUUAUGUGACUAAUGUGAGCAACAGUAGAAUACUAAAAGCUGUUACUUUAAGCAAUUCUCGAAUGUUAACAGAACUGUUUCACAGUAGAACAUUGACAUUGCUGCCUUUAAGAAUCCCAUGAAUGUAAGAAAUUGUAGCGUAUCACAUGAUAUAGAAAGGGCAGUUCAAAAGGUUGUGGCAGAUGUUGUAUGUUAACUGUUGUUCUUUGCCACAUGUGUUGUAUUUGAAAGUUUGAACAGUAAGUUUUAAAUAAAACAUUCUACGACUGAC